UGGAUUGCUUUAUUUGGAUCUUUCCAUUUUUGUGUUAUUCAUUCUGCUUAUUUCUUCCAGUUUGUGAAAUGAAGAAUCCUGCCUGAUGUAGUUACAAUGACAGUCCGCCCGUAUAUAGCUGCUGACAUGUGCACUGUGCUGCCAGAGGUGUUCAUCCACUCCUCAAAAUUAUUGAACUCAGGUGCCCCACUCUCUUCCGUACCUAUGGGAGCAUGCAAUCAACCACCCAGGCAUGCAUCCAGUUCCUACAGACAGUCGUAAAAGGAUCUCAACAAACUCCAGCAUGGUGCCAGGAUGGGAUGCCACGGCGCAGUGGGCCUAGGCCUGACACCUCAUGUCACCUGCAGAGUGUCCCUACCCCAAGACGUGGAGAGCUCCCAGAUAGGGGGCUCCAUGGUUGAACUGCCACAUCCACACCAACACCACCGAGUAUGAUGCAGGGCAUUGGCUCAUGAGGUGAAGUUGCUCCUCAGGAACUGUGAUCCAGUGAAAAUAACUCUUGAGGCUUCAACAUACCAAGACAUUUGAACAGCCUCCCAUUCCUGAACUCUAUGGACAACCUCCCCAGAGGAGUGGAAGCUGUUCUAACUGCAGAGGGUGGGCCAGCACCAAUGUGGACCCUAUGGGUCCAGAAUCGGCUUUGACUCAAGCUCCUUUGUAUGAGAAGACUGGUGGACAGAUGCUUUUGGCAACACAAUGAUGAACAGAGAAGAGGAACCGGAACGAAGCUUCACCCCUGUCAGCACUGUGAGGAGGCCUUCUCAACAUCACAGUCUUUAAAGCGUCAUCAACUUAUUCACACUGGAGAGAAGCCGUACAGCUGUGACCAGUGUGGCUCAGGUUUUAGACAGUUGUGCAGUCUAAAAGUCCAUCAACGUAUUCACACUGGAGAGAAGCCAUACAGCUGUGACCAAUGUGGGGCAGCUUUUAGAGAGUGGGGGAGUCUAAAGGUCCAUCAACGUAUUCACACUGGAGAAAAGCCAUACAGCUGUGACCAAUGUCUAGCAACUUUUAGAACAUUGGGGGAUCUAAAGGUCCAUCAACGUAUUCACACUGGAGAGAAGCCUCACCGUAUUCACACUGGGGAGAAGCCGUACAGCUGUGAUCAGUGUGGGUCAGGUUUUAGCCAGCUGGGGGGUCUAAAGUACCAUCAACGUAUUCACACUGGAGAGAAGCCGUACAGCUGUGACCAAUGUGGGUCAGCUUUUAGAGAAUUGAGGAUUUUAAAAGCCCAUCAACGUAUUCACACUGGAGAGAAGCCAUACAGCUGUGAUCAGUGUGGCUUAGGUUUUAGCCGGCUGGGGAGUCUAAAGUACCAUCAACAUAUUCACACUGGAGAGAGGCCGUUUUGGUGUGAACAGUGUGAGAAAACGUUCAUUACAGCAAGUAGACUAAAAGUCCAUCAACGUAUUCACACUGGAGAGAAGCCGCACAGCUGUGAUCAGUGUGGCUCAGGUUUUACACAGUUGGGGCAUCUAAACACCCAUCAACGUAUUCAUACUGGAGAGAAGCCGUAAGCUGUGACCAAUGUGGGUCAGCUUUUAGAGAAUUGAGGAGUCUAAAACUUCUUAGACUGUUAGGUCUAGGUCAAAGUGUUUAAGUGAAAUGCACAGUUAGGAAACAUUUUUCCCUGUACAAUGAAAUUCUUAUUUUGCUGUC
Messenger RNA from Monopterus albus (swamp eel), 1659 nucleotides. Its product is annotated as zinc finger protein 239-like. Bases 660 to 1517 code for a protein of 285 amino acids. The transcript has 3 exons. Gene Ontology annotation, cellular component: nucleus. Gene Ontology annotation, biological process: regulation of gene expression. Lineage: Eukaryota; Metazoa; Chordata; Actinopteri; Synbranchiformes; Synbranchidae. The record is from RefSeq and is a predicted model, not a curated record.